AUGGCGCAGGUGGACCCGAAGGAUAAGAAUGACGUGGUGCUUUGCCGUCCGGAUGGCAAGUUGUUGACAGAGGAGGAGGACUCGACAACUCUUGAGGAGUGGCAGGCAACCACCAUCCAGGACAUCAAGGAGGCGUUCAUCAAGGCUGACACCAACAAGGAUGGAUUCUUGGACAAGAAGGAAGCCAAGAACAUCCUGCUAGCACUGGCUGAGGCUUCGGAUAUUAAAAGCAUGACGGAUUCGGAGAUCAACGCGCUGUUCGAGAAAGUGGACGCGAACCACGAUGGCCGGCUCAACGUGUCGGAGUUCGUGGACUGGUGCUUCGGUGCGGAGCUUAUCACUGCAGAGGAGCACCAGGAUGCCAAGACGCAGCUCGAGAGCCCGUGA
This is a messenger RNA of Effrenium voratum, 387 nucleotides long. NCBI's taxonomy places the organism in Eukaryota, Dinophyceae, Suessiales, Symbiodiniaceae. The record is from the annotation of a GenBank genome assembly.